Helianthus annuus (common sunflower) is the source of this 2362-nucleotide messenger RNA. Its product is annotated as plant intracellular Ras-group-related LRR protein 4. NCBI's taxonomy places the organism in Eukaryota, Viridiplantae, Streptophyta, Magnoliopsida, Asterales, Asteraceae. The transcript is spliced from 5 exons. Gene Ontology annotation, molecular function: protein binding. Bases 166 to 1923 code for a protein of 585 amino acids. The record is from RefSeq and is a predicted model, not a curated record.
AAGUGAGAAUAGUUAAACGGAAAUGGACCUCAACCUCCAACGAGUGUCCCUUAAAUACAAGACUUCUGUAGCAUUCACCAACACACACACACUUGAUCAGACUCGUGAUUUCACUACGAUCACUUCUCGAGAACAAAAAUCCACAAAAAUCUGAAGGAGAAGGGUAUGGAUUCAUCUUUAAAAUCAGCAGAUGAAGUAGUGGAAGAGAUAAUGAGAAUUCACAGAUCUCUUCCUGCAAGACCCGGAAUCGAUGAUGUUGAAGCUGCACUCAUACUGAUCAGAAACGCAGACACUGAAGAACAAUCGAAAACCGACGUCAUUUCCCGCCAAAAGCGGCGAAAAUACAUCCCUGAAGAACUCUUCAAUGUGUUGAUAGAGAUGCAGAAGCACUUUGUCCAGUUUCAAACCAAAGAACAGAAGAGGGAUGCUGUUAAAUUGCUAGAGCUUGAACACUACCAUCAACUUUUCGACGAAAUGAUUCAGAGAGCUUCCAAAUGUUGCGUUCCAUCGAAUUCUAGUAAUAAUGUUAAUAACAAUGUUAAUAAUAAUGUUAUUAAUAAUACGCAAUCAACUGCAUCAAAUUCAAGUAGUUCUUUGCCUUCAACGAAUUCAGCUUCCUUUUCUGGUGCAAAUCUUGAUCAAAGUACGCCGAGUAGUAUGAGUGUGUCUACGGCCUCCACUUCAAGAUUGUCCUUUGAUAAAGAAUCUAUCAAAAGGUCUGAUUUGGUUACUAGAGAUGAUAGCUAUGUAAAGAAUUCCAAGUCAACAUUUUAUGGCGGCUCGAUUGGAGGAGGAGGGCUUCGAUUGGAUGAAUUUUCCACGCCUCGGAUUAAGGAUUCUUCUCUAAAACCUGCUGUCAGUUCUGGUGCGGAUGGUGAGAAAUUGAGUCUUAUAAAGCUUGCUAGUCUGAUUGAAGUGUCUUCAAAGAAAGGAACCAAAGAUCUUAAUCUUGGUAAUAAACUUAUGGACCAAAUAGAAUGGCUUCCUGAUUCGAUAGGGAAGUUAACGAGCUUAAUCACACUUGAUCUAUCCGAAAAUGGUCUAGUUGUCUUGCCAUCUUCCAUAGGAAACCUUUCAUCAUUAACAAAACUAGAUCUUCAUUCCAACAAAAUUCUGGAACUCCCAGAGUCUAUAGGUGAUCUUGUUAACUUAAUCUGUCUUGAUCUACACGAUAACGUGUUGACUUCUUUACCUGCAAGUUUAGGUAGAUUGUCACGCCUUCAAGAACUUGAUUUGAGUUCAAACAGCCUGUUAUUUCUUCCUGAUUCGAUUGGUUCACUCGUUAGUUUACAAAAACUAAAUAUUGAAACUAAUGAUAUUGAAGAAAUCCCACAUUCUAUUGGUCAUUGUCUAUCACUCAAAGAGCUUCUUGCAGACUAUAACAAGCUUAAAGCUUUACCAGAAGCGGUGGGAAGAAUUAAUUCUUUACAGAGACUAUCUGUUCGGUACAACAAUAUCGGCAGGUUGCCAACCACUAUGUCAUCAUUAAAAAGCAUCCAACAACUUGAUGUAAGUUUUAAUGAGCUUGAAUCCGUGCCGGAGAGCUUAUGCUUUGCUACUACUCUCACUAAGCUCGAUAUCAGCAACAACUUUGCUGACCUGGCAUCAUUACCAAGAUCCAUUGGAAACCUGGAGCUUCUGGAAGAGUUGGAUAUGUGCAAUAACCAAAUACGCGUCCUUCCAGAUUCGUUUAGGAUGUUAUCAAAGUUACGUGUGUUGAAAGUUGAAGGGAAUCCUUUGGAAUUACCGCCACGUAAUGUGAUAGAUCAAGGCGCCCAGGCUGUUGUUGGGUACAUGAGUGAACUUUACGAAAAGAAAGAUUCGAAGGUGCCAUCUCUCAAAAACAAGAAAUCUUGGACUCGGUUUUUCAAGUUUUCAAGGUCCAACAAGCGAAAUUGUCGUGAUCACUAUGCGGCUGCGUAAUUUUCCUUCCGUAUUGCAUUAACAAGCGCCAUGCUGCGUCCUUAAGAUCCAUAACGACGUAUGAUCAAGGUUCACUGGUUUUGUUGCUUGGUUCUUGUAAUUUAGAAACUAAGGAAAUGAUAGCUGAUGUUCUUGGUGUGGAAGUUUUUAAGCAAACAAUUGAUGCAAUUUCUUGUGGGUAUUUACUGUUCAUUACUUGAUUACUUCACCAGCACACGACUUGAAUAUUUGGAUGAGCUGUCAUCCCUACUCCGGUCCCUUCGGCUGCAGCCACGAUUAACCGUGGUACUGAAGUUAUUGCUGGUGGGUUAACCGUCAACGGUUGGACCACCUUUCGUUGGUCAGAUCAAUGCUGCUGUAACCGAAUUGUCAGUGAUUUAGAAUGAUGUUGAAAGUUUAUGUUUUUUAUUCCUUCUUAUAUUCAGUUUUCAUUUCACUA